Messenger RNA from Vespula pensylvanica (western yellowjacket), 2557 nucleotides. Its product is annotated as sodium-dependent nutrient amino acid transporter 1-like. The record is from RefSeq and is a predicted model, not a curated record. The coding region runs from base 664 to 2346 and encodes 560 amino acids. Gene Ontology annotation, molecular function: L-amino acid transmembrane transporter activity. Gene Ontology annotation, biological process: sodium ion transmembrane transport. Gene Ontology annotation, cellular component: membrane. The transcript is spliced from 9 exons. NCBI's taxonomy places the organism in Eukaryota, Metazoa, Arthropoda, Insecta, Hymenoptera, Vespidae.
AACUCUGUCAGUAAUUAUUUGUUUCUGCAUUCUCGCGCACGAUGUCCUCGUGUGCGAAUAUCGAAGUAAGAAGAACGAGGUUGAAUAUUCUAAGAAGUUGUAGUAUCUAAUUUAUUCCGUAUACUGUAAUAACUAUAUCUUUCAUAAAGGCAAGAAAAAAUAAGAGAGAAAGGGAAAUUAAAACGAUUAAAAGUCGACGUUUUCAUUUCAAAUAAUUUUCAAGCGUUUGAAAGUAAAGAUCAAUCGGGAUUCGAAUGUUUAAAACAAAACAAAAUAAAAUAAAAUAAAAAUUAAGAAAGAAAAAAAUGGUGUGUAUCGCAAAAAUUCAAGUGAAUCGAUAUUGUUAUAAAAUUAAUUUUUAUCGAAUUUAGUACAAUGAAUUACGAGAAGAAUAUUUGUAGCGUUAAGAUAAAUUAAAAUAUAUUUUUAUCAAGAUGGGAAAGUUAGUGUCGGACGAGAUACACAAUAUUUCUUUUUUAGAGUACAAGCGGUUUUGUUAAUGAAGGUUUUCAAUUGGAAAAUAUCGAAUUAGAGGAUAAAAAGAGUAGUGCUACUAAUCAGAAGGUUGAUGAUUGUUCUAAUGAUCUAGAAAAAAAUACCAUUGAUAUUCAUAAUACGAUCGAAGUUCAAAGAGAAGCAUGGGGUGGUGGAUUAGAUUUUUUAAUGGCUUGCAUAGCUACAUCGGUUGGCCUUGGAAACGUUUGGAGAUUUCCAUUCACUGCAUAUGAAAAUGGUGGUGGUGCAUUUUUGAUACCUUAUAUUAUCGUUUUAUUGUUUGUCGGCAAACCGUUUUAUUAUUUGGAAGGAUUAUUGGGCCAGUUCACGAACAAAUCUUGCGCGAAGACAUGGGAGAUGGUACCAGCUAUGAAAGGAUUAGGAUAUGGGCAAGCUUUCGCAGCAUUCGCCGUAGUGUCGUAUUAUUCCAGCUUGAUGGCCUUGACUAUUUAUUACUUGGUAGCAAGUUUUCAAUCGGAAUUACCUUGGUCAUUUUGCCGUGACGAAUGGCAAGGACAAUGUAUCGACGCAUUUUCUAACGGUAGUACAUCGAUCAAUGAAACCAUUACAGUUCAAAGUUCAGCGGAAUUAUAUUUCAGAAGAAUCGUUCUAAAAGAAUACGACAGCAUAGAAAAUGGUAUUGGGAUACCUUCAUGGGAACUUUCGAUCUGUUUAUUCGUCAGUUGGUUUUGUAUAUUCGGUGUACUUUGUCGUGGCAUUAAAAGUACAGGAAAAGCUGUGUACUUUUUAGCAAUUUUUCCAUAUAUAGUGAUGAUAGUAUUAUUGGUAAGAUCAGUGACGCUUGAAGGUGCCAUGGAUGGAAUUUUAUUCUUCGUUACACCAAAAUGGGAUAUGUUGUGGAAUCCAAACGUUUGGUAUUCAGCUAUAACUCAGUGUUUUUUUUCCUUGUCCGUUUGCUUUGGGCCAAUAUUGACUUAUUCGUCGUACAAUACUUUUGGUCAUAGUGUUAACAGGGACGUGAUGAUAGUAACUACAUUAGACACAUUUACCAGUCUAAUCUCUGGCUGUACAAUUUUUGGUAUUCUUGGAAACUUAGCCCAUGAAAUGGGUGUUAAUGACAUAUCCAAAGUAGUAAAAGGUGGAACUGGUCUGGCAUUUAUAUCUUAUCCAGAAGCUUUGACUAGAUUCGACGUUGUACCACAAGUUUUCGCAGUCUUUUUCUUCAUCAUGAUGUUUGUCCUUGGUACUGGAAGUGCCGUUGCUCUAUGCGGCGCCGUAUUUUCUAUACUUAGCGAUCAUUUCCCAAAAGUACGCCAAUGGGUCUUGGUUUUAAUUCUCAGUAUCGUUGGCUAUUGUAUCGGCCUUGUAUACAUCACUCCGGGUGGACAGUGGUUCGUUACUUUGGUCGAUUACUAUGGUGGAACGCUCGUUGCUAUUAUCAUCGGUGUUCUUGAAAUGAUCACAAUUUUUUGGAUUUAUGGUUUAUCAAAUUUUUUAAAUGACAUUGAGUUUAUGUUAGGAAAAAAACCAACUUUUUAUUGGCGAAUGUGCUGGUCAAUUAUUACUCCAGUAUUAAUGAUCGUUAUAUUACUUUACACGAUCAUUUCUUAUCAGCCACCAACUUACGAUGGCAUGAAUUUUCCAAAUUAUGCUUAUGGUAUCGGAUGGUUCCUAGUAUUCAUUGGUUUCAGUUUAAUAGUAGCAUGGUUCAUUUAUGAAUUAAUACACAACAUGUCAACGUCAAUCAGUGAAACGCUGAAAGCAGCUUUAAGACCUUCAGAAAAAAAGUGGGGACCCAAUGAUCCUGCGACGAGAAUAAAAUGGCAAGAUUUCAUUUUUGAAAAAAAAUUUCUACCUUCGAAAAGUCUAAUCGAAAAAUACUUUAAAUAAUACAUAUAUGAAUUAGAUUAAGAUAUGAAUAUGUUUAUAAGAUAUAAGAUGUGAAUAGUGAAAUAAUGCGUUAUUAAUUUUGCUCAUAUUGAGUUUUACGUAUUACUUAAAAUAAUAAGAAACAUGAUUGUUCAUUUAAAUAAUCGAAUAUAAAAGACAAGUGAUUGUACGUGUGAUUCUAUGAGUGAUUAUACAAGUGAUUUCUUUUCAA